This is a messenger RNA of Entelurus aequoreus (snake pipefish), 8554 nucleotides long. Its product is annotated as zinc finger MIZ domain-containing protein 1-like. Gene Ontology annotation, biological process: regulation of transcription by RNA polymerase II; protein sumoylation. The record is from RefSeq and is a predicted model, not a curated record. Gene Ontology annotation, molecular function: SUMO ligase activity; zinc ion binding. The coding region runs from base 119 to 3421 and encodes 1100 amino acids. NCBI's taxonomy places the organism in Eukaryota, Metazoa, Chordata, Actinopteri, Syngnathiformes, Syngnathidae. The transcript has 21 exons.
UUUACAACACACACACACACCUCAACACACACACACUAAAGUGUCAUAUGUUGUGUUUGUGUUGCAGAGCGCUGCAGUUUAAUGGCUGGCAGGUAGGGGCCAAAGAGGGACAAACAACAUGAACUCCAUUCCGUCCAUGGACAGACACAUCCAGCAGACCAAUGACCGGCUGCAGUGUAUCAAACAGCACUUACAAAAUCCAGCAAAUUUCCAAACGGCCGCCACCGAGCUGUUGGACUGGUGCGGCGACCCCCGAGCCUUCCAGCGCCCUUUCGAGCAAAGCCUGAUGGGAUGUCUAACGGUGGUCAGCCGGGUCGCAGCGCAGCAAGGCUUCGACUUGGACCUGGGCUACCGACUCCUGGCGGUGUGCGCUGCCAAUCGCGACAAGUUCACCCCAAAAUCGGCAGAAACCAACUGCUGCAGGAGGUGUCAGUCUGAUUCAGCACUUCUGUCGUCCUGGUGCGAGGAACUGGGACGCCUCCUCCUCCUCCGUCAUCAGAAGAACCGGCAGAACGAGCCACCGGGGAAAGUACCCAUGCAGCCCCCCAUGAGCUCUAUGAAGCCCGGCCUCUCACAUGGAGAUGGGUCUUUUCCUUAUGACUCGGUCCCCUGGCAACAGAACACCAACCAACCUCCGGGCUCGCUCUCCGUGGUGACCACGGUCUGGGGUGUCACCAACACCUCACAGAGUCAGGUUUUGGGGAACCCCAUGACCAACAACAACAACCCCAUGAACCCAGGAGGUAACCCAAUGGGUUCAGGGAUGUCAGGUAACAAUCCAGGGAUGAACCCGUCGCAGUUCCCCGGUCCUCAGCAGCAGUUCCCCAACAAAGGCAACCCAAACCAGGGUUACAUGCAACAGGGCAUGUACGGGCGCCCUAACUACCCCGGCGGAGGAGGCUUUGGUGGAAAUUACCCUGGGGGCCCUAAUGCUGGACCUGGAGGCAUGGGCAUCCCUCCACACUCCCGUCCACCGUCUGAUUUCACCCAGCCAGCAGCUGCUGCCGCGGCUGCCGCUGUAGCCGCCGCCGCCGCCACGGCAACCGCCACUGCCACCGCCACGGUUGCCGCUCUGCAGGAAACUCAGAACAAGGACAUGAAUCAAUACGGACCAAUGAGUUCCUCUUUCCAGAUGGGACCAAACCAAGCAUACAAUAGCCAGUUCAUGAACCAGCCAGGACCCCGUGGACCCCAAUCUCUCUCUGGUAACAUGGGCUCAGGCAUGAAUGCAUCCAAUAUGAGUGGACCCCCAAUGGGGAUGAACCAGCCCAGGGGCCAAAGCAUGGGACCCUUCGGGGGCCAUGGUCAAAGAAUGCCCCAGCAAGGGUAUGCUGGACCCCGGCAACAGGGCAUGGUUAUGCAGGGCAUGAAGAGGCCAUAUCCAGGGGAGCCAAACUAUGGGGGGCAGCAGUAUGGACCAAACAACCAAUUCCCCAACCAGCAGGGCCAGUACCCGACACCCAAUGCUUCUAGGCCGCUGCCGUCCAGCAACUACCCCGGUCAACGGAUGCCAGGACAGCAGCUCCAGUCGCAGUAUCCACCACCCAGCGGUCCUAUGGGACAGUAUUAUAAGCAAGAGCCACCUUUUAACGGCCAAACCAACAACUUCUCUGGGAGUGGUUACCAGUACAGCCAGGGGAAUAUGAAUGGGCCACCCAGGCCCAUGGGCAACUACCCCCACUCUCCAGUGCCAGGCAACCCCACCCCUCCAAUGACCCCAGGAAGUAACAUCCCUCCGUACCUAUCACCCAAUCCGGACGUAAAACCACCAUUCCCUCCUGACAUCAAGCCAAAUAUGUCCGCUCUUCCUCCACCACCAGCCAAUCACAACGAGGAGUUGCGCCUCACCUUCCCAGUGCGUGACGGCGUGGUCUUGGAGCCCUUCAGGCUAGAGCACAAUCUGGCUGUCAGCAAUCAUGUCUUCCACUUACGGCCCUCAGUGCACCAGACUCUUAUGUGGAGGUCGGACCUCGAGCUGCAGUUCAAGUGUUACCACCACGAGGAUCGCCAAAUGAACACCAACUGGCCGGCGUCGGUACAAGUGAGCGUCAACGCCACACCUCUCACCAUCGAGCGGGGGGACAACAAGACGUCCCACAAGCCCUUGCACCUGAAGCACGUCUGCCAGCCGGGCAGGAACACCAUCCAGAUCACGGUCACCGCCUGCUGCUGUUCCCACUUGUUCGUGCUGCAGCUGGUCCACAGGCCGUCGGUCCGGUCCGUCCUCCAGGGUUUACUGAAGAAGAGGCUCUUACCCGCCGAGCACUGCAUCACCAAAGUCAAGAGGAACUUCAGCAGCGUAGCAGCAUCCUCGGGCAACGCCGCCCUCAACGGCGAGGACGGCGUUGAGCAGACGGCGAUCAAGGUGUCCCUCAAGUGUCCCAUCACCUUCCGGCGAAUACAGCUCCCCGCAAGAGGUCACGACUGCAAGCAUGUGCAGUGUUUCGACUUGGAGUCGUACCUGCAACUGAACUGCGAGCGAGGCACAUGGCGAUGUCCUGUAUGCAAUAAAACAGCUUUGUUAGAAGGCCUGGAGGUGGAUCAGUACAUGUGGGGCAUCUUGAACGCCAUCCAAAACUCGGAGUUCGAAGAGGUGACGAUCGACCCGACGUGUAGCUGGCGGCCGGUGGCCAUCAAAUCAGAAAUCCACAUCAAGGAGGACCCCGAUGGUCCUCUAGCCAAGAGGUUUAAGACCAUGAGCCCCAGUCAGAUGAUCAUGCCCAACGUGAUGGAAAUGAUCGCCCAGCUCGGCCCCGGACCCUCGCCGUACUCGUCUCAGCAUGGCGGCAACAACAGCGAAUACGGCGGUCAAGGUCAGCGGCUCAAGAAAAAAAACAAAAAAAAACAACCUCAGAGCUUUGACUCACUGUUUACUUCUCGUCUCCUAGGCAACAGUUACCAAGGCCACGGCAACUUUGACUUCCCUCACGGCACGCCGGGCGUGACGUCGAUGAACGACUUCAUGCACGGCCCCCAGCUGUCCCACCCGCCCGACAUGCCCAAUAGUCUAAUGACGCAAGACAAGCCUCUUUCGCACAACAUGGCCGACUCGAUACCUCACUCUUCCGGCAAUGAGCAGUCACAUGGUCCAUUGCAGCAGAGCUUACAUGGGUCGCCACACCCGGCGAGCCAACACCACAGCGGACCCCCGCCACCCUCGCGACAAGCUCCGCCCCCUCCUCCUCAGCAGCAACAACAACAGCAGCAGCAGCAGCAGCCCGGCUCCAACAGCCACCCCCAUAGCGACCUGACCUUUAACCCCUCCAGUUUGGACAGCCAAGCCGGCUCGGACAUGCCGGAACCUUCUUUAGACCUUCUUCCAGAGUUGGCCAACCCUGACGAGCUCUUGUCCUACCUGGACCCUCCGGACCUCCCCAGCAAUAGUAAUGACGACCUCCUGUCGCUGUUUGAAAACAACUGAGGCGUGCACCGGGGGCGUGGACUUUAUAGCGCCCGGACGCCGCUCCGUACUUGACGAACACAAAGAUGCACUCCCCCUUCUCUUCUUCCUCUUGUACAGUUUUACUUGGGAACACAAAAAGACACGUCGGGAAGUCCUUUCGAACUGUGCAGCUAAAAAUCACCCGUUGUUUUGAACGCCACGCAAACACUUGUAGCAUUUUCACCCGGCAGGAGAGAUCCGCCAUGUUGUCGUUCCGUGGGGAGAGGCCACCACACAUCAUUUAAUAGCACAGGAGAUCCACACCACGCAAAACAAACAAUGAAGAUGAAUAACUUUCGAUUCAUAAAUGUUCCUUUUUACUACAAUUGUGAUAUUUUUGUUAAAAACUGUUUCAUAUGUUUCUACAAAGUCAUGAAUCGUUAGGGAUUAGGGAUGGGCAUAUUGAUAUUUUAUAGGGCUGCAACUAACAACUAAUUUGAUAAUCGAUUAAUAUGUCGAUUAUUACUUUGAUUAAUCGAUUAAUAAUCGGAUAAAAGAGACCAACUACAUUUCUAUCCUUUCCAGUAUUUUAUUGGAAAAAAACAGCAUACUGGCACCAUACUGAUUUUGAUUAUUGUUUUUCAGCUGUUUGUAAAUGUUGCAGUUUAUAAAUACAGGUUUAUAAAAAAAUAAAAAUAAAAUAAAAAAAGCCUCUGUGCAUGCGCAUAGCAUAGAUCCAAUGAAUCGAUGACUAAAUUAAUCGGCAACUAUUUUUAUAAUCGAUUUUAAUCUAUUUAAUCGAUUAGUUGUUGCAGCCCUAAUAUUUUAUUUAAUCCAAUAAUUUAAGCAUUUAAUUAUUAAAAUUACUGUUGUAAAAAAAGCAAAAAACUAUAAAAUAUGUAUCUUCAUUUAAAAGUUUAAAUUUUUAUUUUUAGACGGCAAAAAAUACCAACUUGAUUUUUUUCUUUAAUUAAACAAACUAAAGCAGUUAAUUUAUUUGCUUACUUUAGCAUGUGAGCAUUUUCUUGCCACCUUUUAUUCAUUUAUUUUAUUAUCAUGGCCGCAAUUCUCUUUUGCAGUGUUCUAAUUUAAGACUAAUUUACCGUAUUUUUCGGAGUAUAAGUCGCACCGGAGUAUAAGUCGCACCUGCCGAAAUUGCAUAAUAAAGAAGGAAAAAAACAUAUAUAAACUGCACUGGAGUAUAAGUCAAAUUUUGGGGGGAAAUUGAUUUGAUAAAACCCAACACCAAGAAUAGACAUUUGAAAGGCAAUUUAAAAUAAAUAAAGAAUAGUGAACAACAGGCUGAAUAAGUGUACGUUAUAUGAGGCAUAAAUAACCAACUGAGAACGUGCCUGGUAUGUUAACGUAACAUAUUAUGGUAAGAGUCAUUCAAAUAACUAUAACAUAUAGAACAUGCUAUACGUUUACCAAACAAUCUGUCACUCCUAAUCGCUAAAUCCCAUGAAAUCUUAUACGUUUAGUCUCUUACGUGAAUGAGCUAAAUAAUAUUAUUUGAUAUUUUACGGUAAUGUGUUAAUAAUUUCACACAUAAGUCGCUCCUGAGUAUAAGUCGCACCCCCGGCCAAACUAUGAAAAAAACGGCGACUUAUAGUCCGAAAAAUACGGUACUUACUACAACGACAAAGUAUGGACACCACAGACUGGCCACUCUAGCUCUUAAAAUAAAUGUUAUCACGUGUAUACCGUAUUUUCCGGGCUAUAGAGCACACCGGUAGUUAAGCCACACGCACCAAAUUUUAGAACAAAAAAAUAUUUGUACAUAUUAGCCGCAUCGGACUAUAAGCCGCAGAUAUAAACCAGUAGAUUUUGUAAAUGUUUAUUUACAUACGUUAAUUGUUUCUGAACAGUGCCUGUCACACGGCAGUAAAACAUCUGAUCAAACAAAACAGAAGUCAUCGUCAUGUACCCACCAGCUGCGGAAGCAGGCUCUCCAAUUAUUUAAACAGACUCAAUAAUUUCACAGUGAUUUCUACCAUGAAUUGAUUAACGUGGACGCCGACUUAAACAAGUUGAAAAACUUUUUUGGGUGUUACCAUUUAGUGGUCAAUUGUACGGAAUAUGUACUGUACUGUGCAAUCUACUAAUAAAAGUCUCAAUCAAUCAAUCAAACAUUUUGAUCAAAUUACGAAACUGAAACAAUACAAAAAGAAUGCCGCCAUAAGUUAAUAAUAUUAACACAGACAAAUGUGUUAGCAUAUUCGCUAAUGCUAAUGACGCUAGCUUGAUUAUAUUAUGAUAGCGCGUACACAUAUGCAUGAAAACACUCCUACAGACAUCACACAUGGGACGGUUUAGUAAUUAUGUAUUGUUUUAGUUACAUUGCAAAACUAACAAACGUUGCUUGGAGUGAUGAAGGAAGAAUCUUUUCGAGCAGGAACGAUAUGGACGGUUAUACUUCCGGUUCAAGGCACGAAACAGGAAGUAGAUUUUCAACCUGCACCACUUGGAUUGAGUGAACCCGUCCAAAAGAUGGCGUCAGAGCACAAACAAUAACCCACCUUUUCAGUGUCUCUGUCGGUGUAAUAUGAAAAGUAUUUGUUGAAUACAAAACAUUAUGGCCGGUAGCCUAGAAAAAUCGAUAAAUUAGCCGCAGGGUUCAAAGCAUGUGGAAAAAGUAGCGUAUACAGUAAUCAAGCCUGGAUUAAGCCAGGAUCCCUUUGAAAGGUGCAAAAUAUUCAAUUUAUUUACAAUUGUGUGAAAAUAACUGUAAUAUUUAUAAUCACAAACUAGGGGUGCACAAAAAACUAACUCAUUUGAACCGCGAUUCUUAUUCAUUUUGAUUCUAAAUCGAUACAAAAUUUUCAAAAAUCGAUAAAAAAAACUAAUAAUGAUAAUGUUUCAGGCCAUUUCCAUGCAACCAGAAGGAGGUUUUUUAAAUUCUAACCCGUUUUGAAAAAGUUUCAUUAUAAUUGUUAUACCAAUUAAUACAUUGCGAGAAUCGGUUUGUAUCAAAAAUUAUGUUGAAUUGAGAAUCGAUUCUGAAUCAAAUCACCACCCCAGGAAUUGUAAUCGGAUCAUUAGGUGCCCAAAGAUUUGCACCCAUAUCACAAACAGUUAAAAUGUUGAAUAUUUAAUAUUAAUAUUCUAACACAUUGUCUUCUGAGACUUUUUAAUGUCUUUCCCAGCUUUACAAUAACAAUUUAGCAAGGGGAAAAAAUUUGCAAGUGCUUGUAGAAAUGUUUUAAUGCAAGCCGUGUGUAUAAUUGUAUUUCAUAUUUAAUAUAUGCUAAAUUGUGUACAUGUUAGAUGACACGAAGAAGUAGGAUUAACACACAUUCAAAUAUACAACCGAGAGUGGAGAUUAUGAAAGAAGGCUUUGGAACCAUAAAAACGUGUGUAUUUAUAUAUAAUUGUACAAUAUUAUCAAAGAUAAUGAUUUUUUUUUUUAUUGAGUAAGAUGUGUGAAUAUUUCUAAUUAAUAUUUUGAAAAAAUUGUCAAAAAUAGAUACUCACGAGUAACAAAAGGGUAGUAUAAAUAAUUUGGCCUUGUAAUGAAUUUGCAUUAUCUUUUUCUACCAUUCAAAAAUAUUAUUUAAAGAAUGAUAUACAAAAAUUGCAUUCAUUUGGCUCGUAAUUAAUGAAAGACAAUGAAUCAAAUGCCCAUCCCUUGUCUUUAUCUCUGUUUUCCGCUGCUUUUUUCUUCAUUUUUGUGCAAAACUGUUCUCUAUCACCCUCUUAAAUGAUGUGCAAAGUGUGCCAACUAGUACAUUUCUAAGCUAUAUGUUUUUAUUUUAUGAUUUCAUUCAAAAACGCCAACGUAGAUGCUCUUCUCAGUAAGCUCAUCAUUUUUACUGGAUUUUUGUUUUCUACGUUCUGUUGCAUUUGCUGCCUCAUUACACAAUUUAUUUUUGGGAAACGGCUCACCAAAGUUGGACAAAUGAAGAUGGAUAAUGCGUGCAUGUGUGUGUGUGUGUGUGUGUGUGUGUGUGUGUGUAUGUGUGUGUGUGGGUGUGUUUGUGAGCGAAGGUCCUAUUUGACAGUUAAUCAUAAAACGCAGUAUCGUUGCCACAUUUCCUUUCCUCUUUAAUGAUAACGCUGUUCCAGUAUGCAAAUGUAUUAUUUUCUAAGAAAUGCUAUUGUACUGUAAAUAUAAUAAUCAUUGUGAAUAUUUUUCUAUUAUUUCCUCGCAUCGCCGCGUUUUCUGUUCCCGAACUGACCUCCGCCGCCGCCGCCGCCUUUGUGUACGCGUCACGUGACCAGCCCACAUGUCUCCUAAGUUAUUUGCACGUGUUGAUUUUUUAUUUUUAUUUUAACCAUCAUCAUGUAUGUUCUUUUCCCAUCUUUCUUUUAUCAUUUGUUUGCAUUUUGUUUCAAGAUGUUUGUAAUUGCGCUGGCUUAUGAGUGUAAUGUGAAUAUCAUUUUUUUUCAAAGAUACCUACAGUAUAUCACGAAAGUCAUGAUAUUGUUUUUUUGUUUGUUUUGUUUUUUAAUCUGGCUUUUUUUUUUAAACCCACAUGACGGUAUAUUUGACUCCCUCUUUUUUUGUAAUUUAUUUUAUACUGUUUUAUUCUUAUUAAUAAUACUCUGUAAGGCUAGAAAUCCAAUGUCUCUCACUGUAGCAUGGCGCUAAUAAUUGUAAGCGUUCCAGUUCAACACACUGACAUGUUUCAAUCAGUGACAAAACACUGCCACAUUAUUAAUAUUUUUUACUUUCAAAUGACGUUUUUUUCAUACAAGUGAGCCACUUUUAGUGUGUUAGGGCAGCACCCUCAAUCUGUAGUUGCACAAUCACACGAAAAGACUCACAUCUCUUGUCGGAAUAAAAUAUAGAAAAUUGAGUGAAAUAACGUUAAGGGUGGUCACGUGUCCUAAGGAUGUGUGUAUAUAUGUACAAUGAAUAUAGAGACAUGUGGACAGAAAUGUAUUCAUGUUCCCUGAGAAUGUGCAUUGUUUCCUCAGAUUAAUAAUAAAAAAACAAGCUUGCAAACCUCUCUACUGGAAAAUUGUUAGUUGGUGUCCCGUCGUUUUUGUCCGUCGCCUGCAUACAAAAGAAAAAUAAAAGGUUACAUGCAAAUACAUUUGUUUACGAAUAUCAUCAGUUUGUCCAUUGUAUGUACAAUCACUUCAUACUCAACUACUGCAAAAAGACAAAAGGAACUCAUUGUGAUUUUUUUUUGGUUCAAAGUCUUGCACAAUUGUAUGUAGUUAGAC